AUGUUUCAUUUCUUUCGUACCGAAGCGGCUACUCACCUCGCCGGUGUGUUUGACCAGGAAUUCUGCACCAUGGGCCUUCUUCAGGCCUCGAAUCUUCAUCCGGCAGUUUGGUAUGCUUGCACAGCACUGGCAGCCAUGUACCAGAGGGAAAGCAUAGCAUCGAACACGGCGGCGGAGGCGGAACAACAACGAUUCUACGUGAUGGCUCUUAAACAAUACGAUGCCUCCAUCAAAAGCAUUGUAGAUUUGAUAGGCUCAUCGGAGAGCGACACCAAACACGAGAUUCUUCUUACGUCUUGCCUCCUCUUCACGGCUAUUUGUUGCCUGCAAGGAUGCUUGACAACAGCGCUGGUGCAUCUGCGCAAUGGGCACAGACUAUAUCACCAGUGGAAGAGCGAGGCCCAAAGGAAAGAGUCCCAAGAUCACCGCCCAAGCAGCAGCCUCAUCAACGCCAAAGCUCUCAUUGCGCUGUUGAGUCGACUAUGCACACAGGCAAUUGACCUACGAGACUCACAUUGGGAAGAAUGGGACAUUGGCGGCCCUGAUCUAGUGGAACCGUCUCCAGAGCCAUUCACAUCACCGGCUGACGCAUAUCUGGAAUUCGAGCCCAUUUGCAACGCCUUUAUGGAAGUACGACACAGGAGAAAGUCGGCCCUUGAGUACGGACAAGUUGGUCCAGCGGAGGAGCUUCGACACGCCUACCAAAAGGUUUUAGCAGCCUGGACCACCAAGUUCUAUCACCUCAAAGCCUCGAGAGCCUUUUCCUCAAACGAGUUUGAAGGCAUGCUCAUACUGGAAGCGCGCUACCUGUCAUUCUAUAUCGAGCUCAACAGAGACCCAGGCUCCGAGAUGCACUGGGACACUUUCCAGCCACAGUUUGCUAGAAUCGUGUCCUUGGCAGAAAAUGUGUUUCAAAUAUCCGGUCAGACGGGGCCGUCGAACCAGCAAAUGCCCAGGACGCUGGCCACACGGGCAUUUUCAUUCUCGUCGUCCGUCAUGGACUCGAUAUUCUCCGUGACGAGGUACUGUCGACACUAUGCCACUCGCCACAGAGCCCUCUGCCUGCUUCAGAAUUGUUCUGUAAAGGACGGCAUCUGCGAUACAAAGUUGGCUUCCGGGCUCGCAGCUGGGCUGAUGGGUGUGGAAGAGCGUCCCGGACAGAUGAAUUGUCUGUUGGAUGGUCAGCCAGACUGCACGUGCGACGGUUUCUACAUAUGUGGCGAGCAUAGGAUAACGGUCCUCGUUGGUGAGUUAGUCGAGGAUGGGAAGGUGGCAUUGAUGGCGCAAACGGCUAGAGAUGUGCGGUUAGGACUUCCGGGUACUUGUGUUCCCGUGUCUUGGUGA
Molecule: messenger RNA, 1344 nt
Organism: Pochonia chlamydosporia 170
Lineage: Eukaryota; Fungi; Ascomycota; Sordariomycetes; Hypocreales; Clavicipitaceae
Product: dynamin GTPase
Exons: 1
Coding region: 1-1344 (447 amino acids)
Source: RefSeq, a predicted model, not a curated record